This is a messenger RNA of Diatraea saccharalis (sugarcane borer), 2781 nucleotides long. The record is from the annotation of a GenBank genome assembly. NCBI's taxonomy places the organism in Eukaryota, Metazoa, Arthropoda, Insecta, Lepidoptera, Crambidae.
AUGCUGCGACGGAACCGUAUAAUGCAUAUCGAUCCCAGAGCAUUCGAGAACACGCCUAACAUAAGAGUGUUGCGGCUGGAUGAUAACCUGCUGACGGAGGUGCCGCCAGCCGUGCGCCUGCUACCGCUACUAGAAGACCUGUCGUUGGGUAGCAACCGCGUGGAACUGGUGGAGGAAGAGGUGCUGCAGAGGGCGCGGCGUCUAACGCGGCUCGAGCUACGCGCCAACCCGCUGACGAGGGUGCAUCCGCGAGCGCUGCAACACCUACCGCACCUCACCACCCUUAUAUUGUCGGAGGCGCGCGGGUUGCGCGAGCUGCCUUCGCUGAAUGGUUCGUUGCGUCUGCGCACGCUGCGUGUGGACCGCGCGCGUCUCACCGCACUACCCACCGAACUAUGCUCGCAUGCACCACAGCUCCGGAUACUAGAUGUGAAAUCUAACCUGCUGGACCGAGUGCCGGACUUGCAAGAGUGCUUGGAGCUGAGAGUGUUGGAGCUGUCUGACAACAGUAUAGAAUCAGUGGAGUCACCCGCGCUGGCGGGGCUGACGCGGCUGCAUGACCUGGUGCUGGCGCGGAACAAACUGCGACGUCUGCCCGCAAGAGCGUUCACACACACGCCCGCGUUGCAGUUGCUGAACCUAGAAGAAAAUCACAUUGAGCACAUCGAUAUGGAAGCAUUCGUGCCGAUCUCAAAGUUGGAAGACUUCUCAAAAGUCAAAUAUAAUCGUCAAUGUAAAUGUUCAAACCAUCCGCUGCAAAGGAACGUGGGCAACAACGUGUUCCCGUGGCUGCCUGCCAGCGGGCUGCAGCGCCUACUGCAUCUGAAGGCGCACAACAACCCACAUCUACGACACUUCCAUCCUCCCGAGCUAUUCCCAAGAAUACAGACGCUAGUAUUGUCGUACGCGUAUCACUGCUGCGAGUUUAUGCCGCUGAUGGAGGCGAGCGAGGAGACCGACGAAGAGGAGGGGCUCAGCGAUCUAGUACUGCUGCCGCCGCGCACUCUUGACCCCGCCGCCUGGGCCAACCUCACCGACAUCUGGCCACAUCUAUUAAACGCUACGAGUGGUUCAGCGUGGGGCGCGAGUGUAAGCGAGGCGCGGGUGGCAGCCGAGGCGCGCGCUGACUCGCCACGCCGCGUGCACUGCCUACCUCUACCAGGGCCGUUUUUGCCGUGCGUGGACCUGUUCGACUGGUGGACUCUGCGGUGCGGCGUAUGGGCAGUGUUUCUGCUAGCGUUGCUCGGCAACGGGACCGUUGUCUUCGUGCUCGUGUUCAGCCGCAGCCGUAUUGACGUGCCGCGCUUUCUCGUCACCAACCUCGCCGCCGCAGACUUCUUCAUGGGCAUCUAUCUAGGUUUCCUCGCGGUCGUCGACGCGGGCACAUUGGGGGAGUUCCGAGCGCACGCGAUAUCCUGGCAGAUGUCCGGCGGCUGCAGGCUAGCGGGUUUCCUGGGCGUGCUCUCCUCCGAACUGUCCGUGUACACACUCGCCGUGAUUACGCUUGAGCGCAAUUACGCCAUCACGCACGCAAUGCACCUCAAUAAGCGGCUGUCACUACGGCACGCAGCUGCCGUGAUGGCGGCGGGCUGGGCGUUCUCACUGAUUGCGGCCGCGCUGCCGCUGCUCGGUGUAUCCGACUACCGGAAAUUCGCCGUCUGUUUGCCAUUCGAGACCGGCUCGCCGCUUGCACUCGGGUACGUAGUAGCGCUACUCGUGGUUAACGGCGUCGCGUUCCUGGUGCUGCUCGGCUGUUACCUCAAGAUGUAUUGUGCUAUCCGUGGCUCGCAGGCUUGGAACUCAAACGACUCGCGCAUUGCAAAGCGCAUGGCGCUGCUCGUCUUCACCGACUUCCUGUGCUGGUCACCGAUUGCGUUUUUCGCGUUAACCGCCGCAUUUGGCGCGCAGCUCGUGUCGCUCGAGGAGGCGAAGGUGUUCACCGUAUUCGUGUUGCCGCUCAACUCAUGCUGCAAUCCGUUCCUGUACGCGAUCCUUACGAAGCAGUUCAAAAAGGACUGCGCGCUCGUGUGCAAGGCGAUCGAAGAGUCACGCGUGACACGUGGAAUAGGCCGCUGCCGGCACUCGUCCAACUUCAGCAACCGGCAGACACCCGCCAACACUAAUAGCCUCAAUGAGCGCUCCUCGCGUGGCCAACAGCACGGUGCAGCAUGCGCGUGCAGGCGUCUGCUCGCUGACGCCACGCCUGUGCCACCCCCACCACGCGCGACCGUCGCCCCUACCGGGCCACCCCCACCCCUUCCUGCCGGAGGCGAACGUCUGCUACGCUGGCUGCGAGCAUGCGGUCGUCGCUCCACACCCGCGCCAGCUCCCGCUCCUCGCACGGUGACGGCGCCACCUGCGCGCGCCGGGUCAGUAUCGUCGUCAGUGGAGUUCUCAUCCUCGCGGUCGGACUCAUGGCGUGCAUACGGUCGGCCGCCUCCACCCCCCCGGCGUGCCGCCUCAUGGCUCGUCACGCGUAAAACAUCACAGGAUUCGAAUUUAUCAUCGUCGCGGAACGAUUCUUCUGGUUCAAACGCGACCGCAUCGACUGGUACAUGGCGGACGUCGCGCUCGGGCGGCAGUGCGACAGGCCCGGCGGGGGCUGGGGUGACGGGUGCGGGAGUGCGGCCGCGGCUCACACGUCAGCCGGCGAUUGUGGGGGAUGAGCCACCGCAGUCGCCAGGCGGUGGUGCCUCGCUGCCGGCUCCACGGCACCUACACACGAUCCCGUCAGCAACAGAACCCGAUCCUCCCCAGGAGGAAACCGAGGGCUCCCGAUGA